Messenger RNA from Arabidopsis thaliana (thale cress), 384 nucleotides. RefSeq names its product Bifunctional inhibitor/lipid-transfer protein/seed storage 2S albumin superfamily protein. The transcript has a single exon. Lineage: Eukaryota; Viridiplantae; Streptophyta; Magnoliopsida; Brassicales; Brassicaceae. Gene Ontology annotation, cellular component: plasma membrane. The record is from RefSeq and is marked reviewed. The coding region runs from base 1 to 384 and encodes 127 amino acids.
AUGAAGAUGGGAAUGGUGUUUGUGUUUGUGUUGCUUACAGUUUUCAUGGCUGUGAUGUCUUCUACAAGGGUCUCUGCUCAGUCAAACUGCAAAAACGAGUUGAAGAAAUCACUGAAGCCGUGUUUCAGCUACCUGACUUCUUCCUAUCCUUCCUUGCCUGAUGAUUCGGAUUGUUGUCCUUCGUUGCUGGACAUAUCCAAGACUUCUGUUGACUGUUUUUGUCAAUACUUGAACAGUGGAGGCUCUAUUCUCGAUAUCAAUGCUAACUUCAUACAAGCUCGUCGACUGCCAGAGAUCUGUGGCGUUGACCCUUAUCUUGCUAGUGUGUGUAACGAAGGUAAGAAUUUCUUAACAUCAAUUUAUGAAGAAACACCAAUCCUAUAG